Solea senegalensis (Senegalese sole) is the source of this 3049-nucleotide messenger RNA. RefSeq lists its product as uncharacterized. Lineage: Eukaryota; Metazoa; Chordata; Actinopteri; Pleuronectiformes; Soleidae. Gene Ontology annotation, molecular function: RNA binding. The transcript is spliced from 24 exons. Gene Ontology annotation, biological process: RNA processing. The coding region runs from base 135 to 2780 and encodes 881 amino acids. Gene Ontology annotation, cellular component: nucleus. The record is from RefSeq and is a predicted model, not a curated record.
AAAGUGGGCGUUUUCUGUCUCCCUCCGCAGCUCCAGUCGGACACAUCACUCCUCCAUAAUAGCAUGUUGUGAUGAAAACCAAUAGUCGUCGCAACCGACAUGGUGAAGCAGUAGCAUGAGACACACUUGUGAGGAUGGCAGAUAAAAAGGGAAAACCUGUCACUCCCAUCAAAACACUCACAAAGAAAGAAAAAGAAGAGCUCAAGAAAAAGGAGGAAGAAAAAGCAGCAGAGGUUUUUGAGGAAUUUGUGGCGUCAUUUGAGACCAGUGAGAAACGCAGGGUGAAAACCUUUGUCCGCGGUGGUAUCGUGAAUGCAACUAAAGAGGAGGAAGCAGCAGAAAUCAAGAAAAGUAAGCUGUAUCGACCCGCGACACAGCUUGUCCCUGUGUCCCAACAUGUCUCACCGCUAUCAUCUGCUGACAGCAAAAAGUCUACGUUUAAAAGAAGGGCGGACGAAAAGAAGAAGAGCAAUCUCGAACUCUUCAAAGAAGAACUCAAGCUAAUACAAGAAGAGCGUGAGGAAAGGCAUAAAAGGAAGAAAAGUGACCCAGGAGGAGGAGGAGGAGGAGGAGGAUAUGGAGAUCCGGAUGUACCAUUAUCAGGACGAUCAACAUUAUAUGAUGACUUAACAGUGCCAACUACCACGAACCUCUACAUCAGCUGCAUCAGCCCAAAGAUGAAUGAGGAGAUUCUCUGCAAAGAGUUUGGUAAGUAUGGUCCACUAGCAAGUGUGAAGAUUAUGUGGCCCCGCACUGACGAGGAGCGCUGCAGGACGUCCAACAGAGCCUUUGUGGCUUUCAUGACACGGAGGGAUGCGGAGCGAGCCUUGGCUGCACUGGAUGGUAAAGUGGUUAUGGGGUUUGAAAUGAAGCUGGGAUGGGGAAAACCAGCUCGCAUCCCACCUCAGCCUCUCUACACACCAGUUGGGGUGAGAGCCACACCUCCACCCCCUUCAGGUCUGCCUUUCAACGCUCAGCCCAGGGGUCGCUUUCGCAAUGACUUCACCAAGCCACUGGGCGUUUCCAAAGUGGAGCUUGACAAGACUCUGUCCGAAGCCGUAGUCAAAGUGGUUAUCCCGUCUGAAAGGAAUCUAUUAUUCCUCAUUCACAGGAUGAUAGAGUUUGUGGUGCGUGAAGGGCCUGUAUUUGAAGCCAUCAUAAUGAACAAGGAGAAAAACAACCCAGAGUACAGGUUCCUUUUUGACAACAAAAGCCAAGAUCAUGUGUACUAUCGCUGGAAACUGUUCUCAAUCCUCCAGGGAGAGUCCCCGAACGAGUGGACAACCACAGAUUUCCGUCUGUUUCGAGGAGGCUCUUUAUGGAGACCUCCUGUCCUCCACAACUACUCGCAGAGAAGUGAAGAGAAGGCAGAGGUGGAGGAGGACGCUCCCCCCGAGGAGGAGGUGAAGAAAGGGCAGCUCAGAAACGAACAAAGGCAGAGACUGGAGACGACGCUUCAAGAGCUCACCCCAAGCAGAGAAGACGUUGCCAGUGCCAUGUUGUUCUGUCUGGAGCGAGCAGAUGCAGCAGAGGAAGUCGUGGGACACAUCACUGAGUCCUUUUCCCUGCUCCAGACGCCACUUCAAAAGAAGAUUGCCAGGUUGUAUCUGGUGUCGGACGUCUUGCACAACUCGUGUGCCAAAGUACCUGGUGCAUCAUAUUAUCGUAAAUAUUUUGAAACAAAUCUAGCCCAGAUAUUUGGAGACCUCAAUGCAGCACAUAGAAACAUACAGGGCAGGCUGCAGGCCGAGCAGUUCAAGCAAAAGGUCAUGGGUUGUUUUAGAGCAUGGGAAGACUGGGCCAUUUACCCUGAGCCUUAUCUAAUCCACCUUCAGAACAUAUUUCUGGGCUUUGCCAAAGCAGUGGAGGAGCCCACAGAGACCGCAGAGGAGGAAUCCUGUGAUCUUGAUGGUGCACCAAUGGACAACACGCCUUUAGAUGGUUUGCCCCUGGACAGAGCUGCGGUGGAAGACCUGGACGGCUGCCCACUGGGCUGGGACCCCCUGGAUGGAGUCCCUGUCGACGACUUGGACGGCGUUCCUUUACCUGUGGCCAACGAUGACAUCGAUGGAAUGCCCCUGGACGACAGCAAUGCUCCUCUCUCCAGAGUGCCGUUGUCUAAAUGGGAGAAGACAAGUGGCACCGGGACAUUUCCUCGAGCCAAGGCUGAGUCGAAGUGGGACACUGUGGUGGGACACGACGGCGAAGAUGAAGUAAAUGUGAGUGUCAACUCGCAGCACGCCGACGAGGACUCUGGGAGCGACGGCACCGAUGACUCGUGCGAAUCAUCCAAAUAUGACGGCGUCGAUUUCCAGAGCUCACUGCGCCGCUUUCAGAUGUCUGAGAGCAAGAGGAAGCGGAUGAGAGAGCUGGAGGUAAAGGUCAUGAAGGUCCAGGAUGAGUUGGAAUCUGGGAAAAGGCCAAGGAAGUCUGGAAUGAGCAUUCAGCAACAAGUGGAACACUACAGGAACAAACUGCUGAAGAAGGAGUUUGAAGACGAAGAAAAGAAUGAGAAGUCAACAUCCAAGUCCUCGGACGGGUCAAAGGAGGACAGACGGGACAAAGAGAGGAGCAAAAGAAGUGACGAUGGCGACAGAAAACGAGGACGCAGCAGAGAUUCUGAUAAGACUCGAAAAUCAACAAGCAUCUCUCCUCUAAAGACAAGGUCACCCAAAUGGUCCAAACGGUCCCGAUCACCGUCUCCAGUCCGGAAGGCAGCUAAGUCCAGGUCACGGUCGCCACACCGCUCCCACAAGAAAACAAAGAAGAGCAAACACUGACUCUCGCCUCGAGAUCUCCUCUUCCAUUCUAGCUCGCCUGUGUUCAUGGGUCGGACAGUGCACGCCUCUGUGAACUGACCCACAUGUCUGUUCUCCCGGUCCCUAGUUUCAUUUCCCACAAACAAAAGCUUCAGCACUCUUUUGUAUGAUGAAGAUUGAGCACUGUAACUAGUUAAAUAUAUUUUUUGUUUUAACGUUUGUUUUUAAAAUGACAACGUAAAAUGUUGCUGCGAAGAUCUGACACUAAAAUAAAUCCUAGUUGAUGAUCA